Molecule: messenger RNA, 6290 nt
Organism: Micropterus salmoides (largemouth bass)
Lineage: Eukaryota; Metazoa; Chordata; Actinopteri; Centrarchiformes; Centrarchidae
Gene: glceb
Product: glucuronic acid epimerase b
Biological process (GO): heparan sulfate proteoglycan biosynthetic process
Cellular component (GO): Golgi apparatus
Molecular function (GO): heparosan-N-sulfate-glucuronate 5-epimerase activity
Source: RefSeq, a predicted model, not a curated record
GAUCCUGCACUGUGCUCAGUCGCUGUUGUGGCUGGGAGGCAGCACAACCAGCCGCCUUGGUUGAACCGUGAUUCAGCCUGAGGUAAAACAGGAGGAGUCUUUUAAACUGACCGACCUACCGAAAACAACUACUACUGGUGUCCCCACGAACAAACUUCGCACGACACCUUUAAUCCUGCAGGUGCUGAGGAAACUGCAAGCAGAAAGUACCAGAAGAACCAGUUGUGGAAAGACUUGGUGGCAAGUUGUGAUCAUGCGCUGCCUGGCUGCUCGGGUGAACUACAAGACCCUCAUCGUUAUCUGCGCCCUCUUCACACUCAUCACUGUGUUGCUAUGGAACCGCUGCUCCAGUGACACCUCCCUGCGCUUCCUGCCCCGAGCUGCCUUGGUGGUUCCAAGUCCCAAGGUGGGGGAUGCUAGCAUCAGCAGCCAGCAACACCCUCCACAGCCUCCAGAGCCCCCACCUGUUGUUGGGGUUGUUGGGGGCAACAAGUAUGAAGAAAUUGACUGCCUGAUCAAUGAUGAAUCCACUAUCAAAGGCCGGCGAGAAGGCAGCGAGAUUUACCUGCCCUUCAGCUGGAUGGAAAAAUAUUUUGAGGUUUACGGCAAAGUAGUGCAGUACGACGGCUAUGAUCGGUUUGAGUUUCAGCACAGCUAUUCAAAGGUUUACACACAACGUGAGCCCUACCACCCCAAUGGAGUCUUCAUGUCGUUUGAGGGAUACAAUGUGGAGGUUCGUGACCGUGUCAAGUGUAUAAGUGGAGUGGAAGGUGUGCCUUUGUCCACUCAGUGGGGCCCUCAGGGCUACUUCUACGCCAUCCAGAUUGCUCAGUAUGGCUUGAGCCAUUACAGCAAAAACCUGACGGAGCGCCCUCCCCACGUGGAGAUCUAUGAUACAGCCGAGGAGAGAGACAAUCGGGCCAGCACAGCGCCCUGGAGUGUGCCGAAAGGUUGCGGUCUCAGCCGUGUCCACGACAGGACCCGAGCAACCUCCGUGCGUCAGUUCAGUGCUCCAGAGUCCUCAGAAGGUGUGUCCAUCCCGCUGGGCAACUCCAAAGACUUCAUCCUCAGCUUGGACGUCAAGUUCAUCUCCAACGGCAGCGUGUCUGUGAUCCUCGAAACCACGGAGAAGGGCCCGCCCUUCACUAUCCACUAUGUGACCAGCACGCAGCUCAUUGCCUUCAAAGACCGUGAAAUCACCUACGGUGUCGGACCACGAACCGCCUGGAGCACUCUGACCCGAGAUCUGCUCACCGACCUCAGGAAGGGCGUUGGGCUGUCCAACACCAAGGCUGUGAAGGCCACUAAGAUCAUGCCCAGACGGGUGGUACGAUUAGUCCUGCAUGGCCGUGGCUUUGUUGACAACGUCACUAUCUCCACCACUGCCCACAUGGCCGCCUUCUUUGCCGCCAGCGACUGGCUGCUUCGCAACCAGGACGAGCGAGGCGGUUGGCCCAUCAUGGUCACCCGUAAACUUGGCGAAGGCUUCCGGCCUUUGGAGCCCGGUUGGUACUCUGCCAUGGCUCAAGGCCAGGCCAUGUCCACCCUUGUGAGAGCCUACCUCCUCACCAAGGACCAGGCUUACCUCAAUGCUGCCCUCAAGGCAGUAGGACCCUACAAGGUGCCUUCAGCACAGCACGGGGUCAAAGCUGUGUUCAUGAACAAAUACGACUGGUAUGAGGAAUACCCCACCACACCCAGUUCUUUUGUCCUCAACGGCUAUUACUCCCUGCUGGGACUCUUUGACUUGACUGAGACAGCCGGAGAGAAGCUUGGCAGGGAGGCUGGGCAGCUGUUCAGCCGCGGCAUGGAGUCACUGAAGGCCAUGCUGCCGCUCUUUGACACAGGGUCUGGGAGCAUCUAUGACCUGCGUCACUUCAUGUUGGGCACUGCGCCCAACCUGGCACGCUGGGACUAUCACACCACACACAUUAACCAGCUACAGCUGGUGGCAUCCAUAGACAACUCUCCCGUCUUCAAGGAUGUGGUCAAGCGCUGGAAAAACUACUUAAAAGGGAUUCGUGCCAAGCACAACUAGAGAAACUUUAACCCACGUAUAUCAUACAGCUGAAAUGAUGACUGAAAAGUUGAAUAUACUAUGUGUGAGAACUUAAUGGAUGAUUGAAUGUGAGGUGGAUGCUCACAUUGUGUGUCUGUUAGAGGUUCAUAAUCUAUUGGAUGAGUUUAUCAGCUGCAGCUCUCACCACUUAACAUUUCUCGUGUGCUCUGUUGCAGGUUUUAUAUUUUCUGCAACACUGACUGUAGCUCUCUUCUCCUGUUUUUUCUUUCCCCUUGAGCUAGUGUUUGUAAUUAUGCACAGACCUAGUUUCUGUGUGUGUGUGUGUGUGUGUGUGUGUGUGUGUGUGUGUGGGGUUAAACAAUAUAUGACGUUAGAGUAGGAUGAAACUCCUUGAAUUGUUUAAACUGGAUCACAUUUCCGACACUCACAUCCACCGCAGGUCUCUUCUCCAAUUGUAUUUUUUUACCAUUUCGAGUUUAUUUAAACAAGUAAACUUUAACAAAACAGAAUAUAUUAUAAAUUAUUUGCCAAAAAUUAAUGAAUCUUAUCGAUAUACAAUACUAAAACAUUUUGGAUUUUAUUUCUCCUCUUCAAACUUUUUUUUACAUCCUUUAACCCUCAAAACAUAAGUUUUAAAUCAAGAAUUUUUUUAUACCAUGCAGCUGUGAUAGAAAUUAUUUUAUUGAAAUGCUGAAAAGUCCGAUGCUUUAUGCCUGCAAACUGGCAGCUUCCAAGUUGUUUUCUGAAGCCCCACAGUUAAAUAGUUACAAAUAAUUUUGGCGGUGUUAUGUUGUUGUAGUGAGUAAUAUUUUUUCCCUCUUAAUAACAGUUUUAAGCCAUGGAUUAGGUGUCUGCUUAAAAAGUUCAAAUCAGCUCUGAGGAAUAAACACCUCAAACCACCAUAUUUGAUUUCAGAUGGAUAAACCAGCUCUGCUACCAGCAGGUCUCUUUGCUUCCUACCAACAAUUCCACUGUGUUUAGCUGAGCUGCUGUGUAGGCACAUCUGGACAGAGUUGUCUGCAUGACUGCAUCAUGGGUAAUGUGACUUAUACAGGGACCGGUUUGUGUUUUCAGUUGAGGCACGGACGGCUGCAGCUAGCACGCUGCUAUAACAUGAGUGUCCAUGUUACAUUCCCUAAGAUCAGGCCUAUCCUAAUUAGUCGUCAGGGCGGUACCCUCUAUAAAGCUGGUUUCUUCAUGUGAUGUUUUAAGAUGAAAAACUGUGCGCUACGAUUCUUAGCUGUAACCAAAACCCACUACAGUCUGUCGGUUGGUCCCAAAAAACUUAAUAAUUCAUGUGCCAGUGCAGCUAUAAAUAGUUAAUUCUGCAUCACUUUGAGUUCAGUUCAGCUCAGUUAGUAAUGCUUAAGCUUUCUAUAUCAGAGAUGCUGUAUUGUGAUUUUCAGCUCCGAUGUGGUCGCGGCUGUUCACGAAUCUCAGUAUUUGUUGGAAGAAAAAAAAAGGCAGCUGAGACAUGAGCCUCAAGAGUCUCUGAUCAAGAGUCGCCGUUUCCUCUGUUCUUCUCAUUUGCACCGUUUGGGAAAAGCUAUUUGGGAAUUAGACACAGUCAGCUAUAUUUAACGUUUUUGUGGGUGUGUUGCCUUGAAGUGGACAUGGGAAACUCCCAGUGUGCAGACUAUGCUACACACAUGAGCCACUACUGAUAAAACGAUCAAUAAUUUCUUCAGAUCUUUAUUAUAUUUACUAAUCUGACAAGAGACUACAAAUGGCCUACUCUGACACAUUUUUAAUAAUGUUAAUUAAUGUGCCAUGUCUCUGAUAAAUAAGAAAUACAAGUAGACCAUUAAAGCUUCAUGCAGUUGCAAUGGGACCCUGCAGUGUCACUUUUAAGCUCCCUUCAUCCCAUAAGAAAUGUACACAGGACACAGUGUGGCAAUGAUUUUCUAACUAAUACUUGUUUUUCUAUUAAACUUUCUUUCAGUGACAAACUUUAGCUUCUGAUGAAUCUCUUGGCCUGUUAAAUAUUAAAAUCUUUUAUAUCCUUUUAUGUCCCUUGGUUUGAACACCAGCACCAUUAGUUGUAGCCACAUUUUCAUUCACUGUCAUGCCCCCUCUUGACCUAGAAUAUUAACUUGGAAACUCACUUCUUAACUCUUAACUCACACUUUCAGAUAAUAAUUGCUGAAUAUAAGUGUAGGUGGUGUAGAUGUAUGUGUUGUUUAUAAGAUGUAAACAGACGUGUGGGCAGCAGAGGCACAGCUGUGUCUCACUAACAUGUCAAUUUAUAACAUUUAAAUAGACAAUUGCAGGAGUGCUGAAGGCUGAGGUAAAUUCUUGACAUGCAUAAAGAGGCUGUCAGUCCCAGCAGGCUCUCAUUGCUCCUGUCAGCUGUUGUGGGUGCAUGAACCGAUUGUUUUUAAUCGUCCUGCCCUGUUGACCGCUGAACGAGGAGACGGAGGCUCGCCAAGACGCAAACAAUUCAACUGUCUUAAUGGGCUGCAGAGUCUGAACACAGUACGGUCGCUAGUCAGGGAUGAGUCAGCAUUCACUGGCAUUGCCCUCACAAAUAAAACAAAGUGGAUCCCUCGGCAUUAAUGAGGCUUUCAUCGAUCUACCUUAAAGAUUAUUAAUGGGAAGCAGGAGAGUCAGGCUGGUUUGUUCUUCUGAAUGUGUUGGUGGUGAAUUUUUCAUUUUCUUAAAACUGGCCUAAACUUUGAGAUAAAACCAUUUACCCAAGCGCUCUGCUUGAAGUUAUUGUAGUGUGAGCUUGCUUCAUCUGUGACUCAGCUCAUUGCAUUCAGAAGUAAUAAGUGAGGAUUUACGACGGAGUACAAAUUCUCAAAUACAAUUUUGAGAAUUUGUGAAAAAAGUUGUAAUAUUUCAAGAAUAGUCAUGAUAUUAUGAUUCAUUAUAUUUUGCAAGGAAAAAUAGUAACUACAAUACAGUGUGUGUAUAGUGCACAUUAUACUGUAUUUCAGGAAAAGAUAAAACAAGUGCAUGUAAUCCAAUCUUCCACGUUUAAUCAUAAUAGACAGCAUUUUGUUUUCAAAGCAACCACUAUGACUUAUUUUCUAAUAAUAUGACUUGCGACUUGUAUCUCAAAAUAUGACUUAAAAAUGUUUCUGACUUUAUUCCUUAAAUACUAGACUUUUUCUUGUAACAUUAUGCCUUUCGCCUUUUCUAAAUCAUGACUUCUUUUUUUAAAACAUUUUGACUUUAUUCUCAAAAUCUCAGAUUUUUUUUUCAACAGUGGAGCUAUUCCUCCAGGUUUAUACUGUGGAUGGAAGGAAUUAUAUUGAGUUUCUGAGAGAAGAGGUUUGGGUGUACUUUUUGAGAAUCCCUUUUUUUUUUUGUACACUUGCUGAACCUUGCUUUGUUCUUUUCCUGGUGGCAUUUUCUCCCCAUGAAUACUUACAUAAUUCAUUCUUUGCCAUUUUACGUGGAAAUAUGUAGUUUAAAGGGAACAUUCAGGAAUGAAAGUUAAGCAUGUGAACAACUAUCUCCAUUUUGUUUAUACCAAAGCCAUUGAUUCAAGUAUAUUGGAAUUUGUAUAUUUUUGUGCAAAUUUCCAUUCAGCAUUUAAUGACAUUAAGUCUCCUUGGAGACGUCACAGAGAGACACUGUCUUUUUGAGAAAUGCUAGUUUUUCAGAUGUAGGUUGAAUAGAUUAUAGUAAAAUUAAGAUAUGUAAAACCUGCUUAUUAUAAAGGGGACGUGUGCAACUAGAGAUUAGCAUUUAGUCAGCUACUGUUAAAGGCAGACAAUAGCUGCAAAUUCUCCUAGAAAGUUUUACUUUUGUCUUUGUUUUGAAGUGUUUUGUUUGCAUCAUUCAUCAUUUGUUGGAAUAAUUUGCUGAGGAAUACUAUGUUUUUCUAGAUAGAUAAAAGCACAACUGCCGUUUAUUGUCACAAGAUUUUGGUUGUAUUUCUUUAGGCAUGCUUUGUUUUUCUUUUCAGGACAAUGUGCAACGCCUUCAAUAAGGAAGCUGCUAUUAUUGUUCACUGUGUUACAGCUAUGGAAACUUCUUUUUCAUCAUUUUAGUGGGGUUUGUUUCUGUUUUUCCACUAUUUGACUUUUUGACUGAACAUAUGACCGCUGAGGUCAAAUGUGAUUUAUGCAAUAAAAUGUUUACUGGGGUCAUGACACCACAGGAGACCCAGAGCGGUUGUACAGACUUUGCAAUCAAAGCACAAUGUGCAAAUGCUACCAUUUUUUUAGUCCAAGAAAGAGAGUUGUUUGUAUACAGAGUAAAUUGUGCUUUAAAAAUGUGCUUUUUAAAGGUGUAAAAAAUAAAAGCAUUUUUUCUCAAA